This is a messenger RNA of Conger conger (European conger), 1218 nucleotides long. It is a transcript of the gene lhx3, whose product is annotated as LIM homeobox 3. The record is from RefSeq and is a predicted model, not a curated record. Gene Ontology annotation, molecular function: DNA-binding transcription factor activity, RNA polymerase II-specific; RNA polymerase II transcription regulatory region sequence-specific DNA binding. Lineage: Eukaryota; Metazoa; Chordata; Actinopteri; Anguilliformes; Congridae. The coding region runs from base 1 to 1218 and encodes 405 amino acids. Gene Ontology annotation, biological process: neuron differentiation; regulation of transcription by RNA polymerase II. The transcript is spliced from 6 exons. Gene Ontology annotation, cellular component: nucleus.
AUGGAUGUUCUUAACGAACGGGACUCUCCGAAAGGAGCGUCAAGCAACACGGAGAUGCUGUUUGCGUUGCUAGCGCAGAAUGAAGAACUACACAAAGAAAUCCCUGUUUGCGCGGGAUGCAAUCAGCACAUCGUGGACCGUUUCAUCCUCAAGGUGCUGGACCGCCACUGGCACAGCAAAUGCUUGAAAUGCAGCGACUGCCAAUCGCAGCUGGCGGAUAAAUGCUUCAGCAGAGGCGACAGCGUUUACUGCAAAGAAGACUUCUUUAAGAGAUUUGGGACUAAAUGCGCAGCCUGCCAACAAGGUAUUCCACCGACCCAAGUAGUUCGGCGAGCGCAGGACUUCGUGUACCACCUCCACUGUUUCGCCUGUAUAGUAUGCAAGAGGCAGCUGGCCACGGGCGACGAGUAUUAUCUGAUGGAGGACAGCAGGCUCGUGUGCAAGGCCGAUUACGAGACCGCCAAACAGAGAGAGGCGGAUUCCACGGCGAAAAGACCGCGCACCACAAUCACUGCCAAACAGCUGGAAACGCUGAAAAACGCCUACAACAACUCUCCCAAACCGGCGCGUCACGUGAGGGAGCAGCUGUCGUCAGAAACGGGAUUGGAUAUGAGAGUAGUUCAGGUAUGGUUCCAGAACCGGCGGGCGAAGGAGAAGAGGCUGAAAAAAGACGCCGGGCGGCAGAGGUGGGGACAGUACUUCCGCAACAUGAAGAGAUCGCGGGGCAGCUCCAAAUCCGACAAGGACAGCAUCAAAGAGGAAGGAUUAGACAGUGACGCAGAGGUCUCCUUCACAGACGAGCCGCCCAUGUCUGACCUCAGCCACUCCAACGGGCUGUACGGGCUGACGGAGACGUCCCCCGCCCUGGGCAGACAGGCGGUCGGCCACGGGCCCUUUCCCCUGGACCCCGGGGGCCUCCCGCCCCAGGACCAGUACCCCGAGAUGCGACCCGGGAGCCCCUACAGCUUGCCCCAGUCGCCCCGGUCCCUGCAGGCCCUGCCCGGCCACCAGCCCCUCCUCUCCGGCCUGGUGUACCCCGAGUCGGGCCUGUCGAUCGUGGGGCCGGGCGGGGCCCCCGGAAUGGGCCCCGGCAUGCGGGCGAUGGGCGGGGCCAACGGGCCCAGCUCGGAUCUGUCCUCUGGCAGCAGCGGUGGGUAUCCGGACUUCCCCGCUAGCCCCGCCUCCUGGCUCGACGAAGUGGACCACACCCAGUUUUGA